CAUGCACUUGUCUCAGUAGAUAAUGGAUAAUCUGUGAAAGAGUCCCGUGACAUCCCGAAUGGCUAUAGAUUUAUCGGAACCAAUCAUCACGGAUCCCACAGAACGUUAGAAUCAUUUACAUGGCAUGUUUGCUUUUCUUGUCGUCUGGGUAUUUUGGAUGUUUUUCAAAGUUGGCGACGGUGUACAAUGCCUGAAGAAUGACGAUAUCGGGUACCGUCAGGGGAACAUCUACUUCUGUAAUGAUCCGGAUCUCAGCGAGUGUUGUGAGAUGGACAGCGAGUUCACGUGUUGUGAACCCAAUUACGUCAAAAAUACGCGAGAGCAGAUAAAGUUAUGGUGCAGUGUGUGUAUCUUUCUUCUGAUUAUAGUGGCUGUGUACAUGUGUCUACACAGAGAUGUGCAGUGGAUAUCCAGUCAGACUGUACAGGAAAGCUUCGGCCUUAGAAACAGAUGUGAAGAUGGCCCUUCAACUUCACAGACAUAGUCCAGUAAAAACACUUGUAAUUUGUUGUUAUUUUUAUUUUGCAUUCAAUAAAUAACAUUACUUAUUUACUUUU
Messenger RNA from Saccostrea cuccullata (small rock oyster), 557 nucleotides. RefSeq lists its product as uncharacterized. The record is from RefSeq and is a predicted model, not a curated record. Lineage: Eukaryota; Metazoa; Mollusca; Bivalvia; Ostreida; Ostreidae. The transcript is spliced from 4 exons. Bases 125 to 484 code for a protein of 119 amino acids.